UCUCUCUCCCUCAGCCUCACUCAUUCAUUUUUCAGAGCUCGCUCUCUCUCUCUCUCUCUCUCUCUCUCUCUCUCAUGGCGAAUCUAGCUCGCUUCUCCAAGAGAGCCCUAAGAAGCGCACACGCAAUAGCAAAGCAGCACGUGCAGCCUCAGCUACUGGCGUCGGAACGUGCUUUUGCGACGGAGGCAGCGGAAUCGAUAACUCCUUCGCCGGAUCGGGUGAAGUGGGACUACAGAGGGCAGAGGAAGAUAAUUCCGUUGGGGCAGUGGCUCCCCAAAGUGGCCGUCGACGCUUACGUGGCACCCAACGUGGUUCUCGCCGGCCAAGUCACCGUCUGGGAUACAGCCUCCGUCUGGUCAGGUUCCGUCCUCCGCGGCGAUCUCAACAAGAUCACCAUCGGCUUCUGCUCCAAUGUUCAGGAACGCUGUGUUCUUCACGCUGCUUGGUCUUCUCCCACAGGCCUUCCGGCUGAGACUUUUAUAGAGAGGUAUGUGACAAUUGGGGCAUACAGCCUGUUGAGGUCCUGCACUAUAGAGCCAGAGUGCAUUAUUGGGCAGCAUUCCAUCCUCAUGGAAGGUUCAUUGGUGGAGACCCACUCAAUCCUUGAAGCUGGGUCAGUUGUUCCGCCUGGAAGGCGAAUUCCAUCUGGUGAACUUUGGGCAGGAAAUCCGGCCAAGUAUGUGAGGACUUUGACCAAUGAAGAAAUGACAGAAAUCCCAAAACUCGCAGUUGACAUACGUAAUGUGAGCAGAGCAUAUUACGAUGAGCACUACCUUCCAUAUUCCACAGUAUAUCUGGAGGUUGAGAAGUUCAAGAAGUCUUUGGGUAUUUCUAUUUGAUGCUCUUUGUUGUUAUGCUUCAAUGUAUCUGUGAGUUGGAGUUUUUGCUUGUAAGGAAAUAAGAAUCUAAACACAGAGCAAGCUUUGUGUUUUCUUUGUAUUACUUGCUGAAAGUGUUGGCUUAAAACAUCAUAUCCUAUGUAAUUGACCGGAGUAAUAUGUUAACAGAUAAGAUGCAUUGGUUUUUUGCUCCCUACUAAAAGAUUCUAAUAUUGACAGGG
Molecule: messenger RNA, 1060 nt
Organism: Gastrolobium bilobum
Lineage: Eukaryota; Viridiplantae; Streptophyta; Magnoliopsida; Fabales; Fabaceae
Product: gamma carbonic anhydrase-like 2, mitochondrial
Exons: 2
Coding region: 75-839 (254 amino acids)
Source: RefSeq, a predicted model, not a curated record